Molecule: messenger RNA, 2229 nt
Organism: Sclerotinia trifoliorum
Lineage: Eukaryota; Fungi; Ascomycota; Leotiomycetes; Helotiales; Sclerotiniaceae
Source: the annotation of a GenBank genome assembly
AAAUACAAAACACUCGAUAUAUAAAGGAUGUAUCGAGAUUUUACUAUUCAAUAUCAUGGAUAUAUAUCUCAAUGUAAAGCGUACUUCUAUUAUAUAUUCUGCUUAUAAGGUUAGGAUUCCACUCGCUUGCCGCGAUGAACAGAGCUAUCAUCACUAUCAACAUCUAUCAUCCAAGAUGUCAGCACCUUUUCUGGUAAAAUAUCACCAACUCGGUCAAUAAUGUUGAACAAAUUAUUGAACAAAGCUUGAGUCUCUUUCUACUUAUGGUGCUUAAUGCUUACCGAUGCAUUGUUCUUUCUCCUGUCAAUAACAACUCGGGUAUCUUUCUUUAUCCCUAGCUCGGACCGCAAACGGUCUCCUUUCACAGCUUGUUCGUGUUUUUUCUUUACGAUCUUGUCCCUGAAAGAAACCAAUUCAAUGUGAUCCAAGUGGAAAUUAUGCCAGAGUUACAGUUGUCGAAGCUUUUUCAUGGGUACGAUUUACGACUAGAAACCAUAUCAAACCUCUUCCAAGAUGAGUGGUGCUUCAAAUGAAUUUAAGGUCAUUGCGACCACAGAGUAUAAAGGCACCACGGUUGAGGUUGUCGACGGGAAUCUGUUAAAUUAUCCGGUAGAUGUCAUUGUUAAUGCUGCGAAUGCUAGUUUGGUGAGGGGAGGUGGUAUUGAUGGGCAGAUUCACAGAAAAGCUGGACCUCAACUGGCAGCGGAAAUGAAGACGCAAUUCCCACAUCCAGGGAAGGAGGGUGGCGCUUAUGGAACGACUCAUUCUUGGAAUAUAAAGUCAUGCCGAUAUAUUAUCCAUGCUGUUGGUCCGGAUUGGCGUCAACCAAACCAAAGAGACACAGGACUUCUUGCCAACGCUUAUCGCAAUAGUCUAAGCCUGGCAGCGAAAAAUAAUCUCAGAUCCAUUGCGUUUCCAGCUAUUUCGGUCGGAAUCUUUCAAAUGCCAAGGGGAAUGGCAGGGGUUACAGUAAUGAAAACUAUUAGAUCUUGGAUCGAUAGUCAUCAAGGGGAAAUGGAUCGCAUAAGUAUAUUGCUAUUCGAUCUUGGACAACCAGAGAUAGCCGAGAUGCAGUAUCCCAACCUCCAACUAUAUAUUCCAAACGACGGCCCGGAUAGGAGUAACGAACCGGCAGCAGCCUUCAGAUCACUACUUGGCGCUCCUAAAUUACCAGUUCCUCCCCCAGCUACGACAGUUGAUAUACCACCACCACAAUCGAAGCUUAUCAAAAAUCUACAGGGGUAUUCUGAUGACUUUGGGACUCCGGAUCCCCCUUCCGGCUUAUCAGUUUCACCAACACCUCCUCCGGGUACUACUAAUACUUCAUCCAUGCCGGGCACGACAGCUAGUGUUCCUAUUCCAGUCGCGGCAGCCAGCCUGCUACCCCCUGGACCACCCACCGGAUCAGCUGCUCCACCCGGACGUCCAUCCGAGUCUCCAUCCGACUCUAUGCGCGAGACUUCUCCCGAAUUUCCAAUAGGGUCUCCAACCGGGUCUCCAUCCAAGUCCCCCUCCAAAUCUCCACCCAGGUCUCCACCCAGGUCUCCCUCCGGGUCUCCGCCUGCACCCCCGCCGAGACCUGGAGGCGGACGUGGCGAAACCCCAAGCGAUUCAGAUGAAGAACCCCCCAGCUACCUCCUCAAAUUCUACGAGCCACUUUCUCACAUGUGGAUGGGGCGCGAUCGCUACUACGCCUUGCUGGAAGCCGGACUCGAUCCCGAAACCUUUUACGAAGGAAUGAUGAUACCAGACCCCGAGAAAGAUCCCAACACUGGAGCUCUCACCGGCGAAGAAAAAGUCGUGUUCGAUAAAUAUCACCAGGAAAGAAUUGAACGAGGAGAGGAAAUCAUGACACGUUUACACUUGCCAACAGUACAGAAGGAUAAGGACGCGAGGGAUAAAGACAAUAUCAUUCAUGCGGAACGUAGUCAGCAGAUAUUGACGGAAACUGCAAUAAGGACUGAGGCGAAGGUUGAAGUAUGGAAAGAAGGAGUUGAGAAGGAUGGGAUGGUGCACUGUACCACUCUGGAAAUAGGUGGAGAUCGAUGUCGUAUGCGUGGAUAUGCUGCACUCUGGCGCGACCACUUAUUUCCCGAUCGGUGCUUUCGGCAUCAAAAAGAUUGAAAUUCUGGUCGUAAGAAGUGAGGGAUGUGGUUGAGAGGAAGAGUUACGUUAUGAGAUUUGUAGUUAGAGGAGAGGGGGUUUCGUCGCAAGGUUGAAGGACUAUUU